GAAGAGGAAGAGAGGUGAGAGCUGCUGCAGAACAACACUUAGCCCGGGCCGAGGAGUUAAACGGCACACAGCGGCACAUCUGCUCCAUCUACACAUUAAUACUGCUGUGAUAGACAUGUUCUCAAAGUGGUCUCAGCCUCUGGCCCGUGGGAAAAUGUUCUUCGUGGUGUUCAUCCUGACCUUUGCCCUCUCAAUGACUUCACUACCUGCUGACAUAGAGAAGGGGAGGAGAAAAGUGGUGCAUGUUCUCGAGGACGACACUGGAGCGGUCAUUGUGCAGACAGCUCCGGGUAAAGUGGUGACACAUCGCGGUGGCUCCAUCACUCUGCCCUGCAGAUUCCAUCACGAGCCGGAGAACAGCGACCCGGAUCGCAUCCGGAUUAAAUGGACCAAAGUGACAGACGCUCUGCAGUUUGAUGACGUCUUUGUGGCACUCGGGAGGCAGCAGCGUGUGUUUGGAGUGUACCGAGGGCGUGUCUUUCUGGAGCAGGCGGGACCCGGCGACGCCUCAGUCAUCAUCCAAAACGUGACCCUGGAGGACUAUGGACGUUACGAGUGUGAAGUCACCAAUGACAUGGAAGAUGACACAGGAUUUGUCAACCUGGACCUAGAGGGAGUGGUGUUUCCCUACUACCCCCGUGAGGGGCGCUAUAGGCUCAACUACCUCCAGGCUGAGGAUGCCUGCAAACAGCAAGACGCCAUCCUGGCCUCCCACUCUCAACUUCACAAGGCCUGGCUCGAGGGACUGGACUGGUGUAAUGCUGGAUGGCUGGAGGACGGCUCAGUCCAGUACCCUAUCUCUCACCCCAGAGACCAGUGCGGCCGCAAGGACACCCCCGCUGGUGUCCGUAACUAUGGCUACAGGCAUAAGGAGGAUGAGCGCUACGAUGCUUUCUGUUUCACUUCCAAGCUGAAUGGCAAAGUGUACUUCCUCAAACGCUUUAAGAAGGUGAACUAUGCAGCGGCGAUGAAGGCUUGCAUUCGAGAUGGUUCUGUGGCGGCCAAAGUGGGUCAACUGUACGCAGCGUGGAAGUUCCAGCUUCUGGACCGCUGUGAAGCCGGUUGGCUGGAGGAUGGCAGCAUUCGUUACCCCAUAGUCAACCCCCGCUCCCGCUGUGGAGAAUCCCAGCCAGGCGUCCGCCACCUGGGCUUCCCUGAUAAAAAAUUCCGCCUCUACGGGGUCUACUGUUUCCUCAAGAACAAGGACGAAAAAGCAGGAGGUUCUGAAAUGACAAAAAACCGCACAGAUAGCAGCAACAGCAUCCCCAUGAAUGUCACGAGCGUGAUUUAAAGCUUGAGAGCAGGAGGAGGGAUACAAUUUGGGACUUUACUGCAACUGUCGACUUGGGUGAUUUUCACUUUCAUCCACAGCCAGUCAAUCAUCUUAGGAAGUAAGUAUGUUAGCACAUCUGUCGUCAGAAAACUGUUAGAUUAAACAGCAGCUUGAUCAUCACUCAGACUCAUCGCAUCAGAGAGUCUGCCAUGAAUAUGCUUGUUUACAUGUGUGUGUGUGGGACAUAUUUUUGGCCCCCGCUGUGGCUCCUGAGCACUGAGCCCCAGUUUGAGCCAGCAUCCCAGUGCCAGGGCAAAAACAUUCAUUACUGGGUGAGAUGGGAUGAUCCGCCUCACUGUAUGGAAAAGAUCCAAGACGCCCUGUGAAGUUUGGGAUUGUACAAAGUGUAAUUGCCUGUAACGGGAGCCACGCUUGGUUAGCAACCCUCUGGCACGAUGUGAGUCAUUUUUCUCAUUAACUUAAACUUGACGAUCUCAACAUCAGAGCUGAACAGACCAAGUAGUAAACAUUGCACUAGCUCUUCAAAUAUUUGCACUUUAAAUAAAUAGAACUUUAUUUUAUGAUGGCAUCUUUGCUAAGAUUUAGUGAGCAUGUAUUGUUUGGCUGUGAGUAGCUACUCGGGCCGAUUUAGCAGAAAUACAAAGCUACGAUAAUUGAUAUUUACCUCACGUACUGCACUUCUUAGCUACCUUGGCCACCAGCUGCACUGCAAAUGUUAUUUCAGAGUAUGUUUGCCUCUACAGAAUUGGUGAAUGUAAAAUAAAACAAUAAAAAU
Messenger RNA from Platichthys flesus (European flounder), 2069 nucleotides. RefSeq names its product hyaluronan and proteoglycan link protein 4 (gene hapln4). The coding region runs from base 116 to 1291 and encodes 391 amino acids. The record is from RefSeq and is a predicted model, not a curated record. Gene Ontology annotation, molecular function: hyaluronic acid binding. NCBI's taxonomy places the organism in Eukaryota, Metazoa, Chordata, Actinopteri, Pleuronectiformes, Pleuronectidae. Gene Ontology annotation, biological process: cell adhesion. The transcript has 7 exons.